This is a messenger RNA of Sclerotinia borealis F-4128, 3333 nucleotides long. NCBI's taxonomy places the organism in Eukaryota, Fungi, Ascomycota, Leotiomycetes, Helotiales, Sclerotiniaceae. The record is from the annotation of a GenBank genome assembly.
AUGAUGCUAAUGAUCCGGCUCGGUAUUAUGGCUCUUGAAGUGAUCGGUGGAAUAGCUAGCAUUGCUCAACUGGCUGGAACUGUCUAUACGAUAUCCAAAACUAUCUACGAAGUGGGUGAAGCUCUAUCCAAUGCCCCUUCCGACAUCAAAGAUUUAGCAAGAGACCUCGAAACCUUUUCCGAUGAGCUUCAUCUCUUGUCCACACUUCUUCAUGGCAAAGAUGGACGUUAUGCAGAUCAAGUUUAUAGGCUUACAGCCAAAAUUAUCGGAGAUUGUGCUACGAUAUGCGCAAAGAUCGAUCGCAUUAUUCGAAAAUUACGAAGUGGUACUGUGUGGACCAAAGUUAAAUGGUUGUAUAAAGAAAAGGAAAUCAUGAAGUUAUUGGCGAGACUGCGAGACUUGAAGUUGAGUCUGAUGGGCACACUGAGCGUACUGAGUGCUCUAAGGGCUGAUCAUAUGAUGGAUUCUUUGGGUAUACAGAACUCCAGCUUGAUUGGAGGAAAGAACGGACAUGAUCUAUCAGCAGAAACGUUGAAGCAAGUGGAAGACACUAGAUUGAAGCUCGCCGGAAUUACGAUGGUGGAUGCUACCAAAAGCUCUCAGGGGUCAACAACUAGUUUACCAUCAAUCACAUCGCUACUCUCUGGAGGCUCGAGUUCGGCUCUAAGCUCAUCGGCUACUUUGGCAACAUACAUCGGUUCCCCGGCAUCUGAAACAUCCAGUGCAACCACCUUUACACCCUCACAAUUAAUUUCAAUGGUCGCCAUGCCAAAUAGUAUGCCAAUGCCAAAUCCAAAAGCACUCAAGUCUAUAGAUCCUUUCCACAGUGCCAUAUCUUAUCAGGAUCAGAACUCGUCAGGUCCAGCAGUGCUGGCGGCGAUGACACCCAAUGUUCAAUCUGGCCAACCGGUUGAAGAGUAUCAUUUAAGUGCGAUACCACAAGGAAUGAUUCCAGCUAUUUCCGGCAGCCAUGCCACGACAGAUUAUUCAAUAAAAGUAAGUCAUCAGCUAGAUAAAUCUCUUACAGCAGAAGAGGUAUCUCUCAAGAUUUGGAGAGAUGAAAUGGCUAUCUCGGCGCUGAAGCAUUUUAAUAUGAAUAAGACCGAUGCUGAAAAUUGGGCGAUGCAUUUACCAGUCCCUAGCAGUAUUUUGGCAACUCAACCCACCGCUGAACCUGCCAUCGAAACCUCCACCAAUGUAACUAAUGAAGAUGUGGAGAUGAACGGCGGUUCGGUACCCCUGAAACUGCAGCCUUUAGUUGGGGGGAGACGCAAAGAUGAAGCAAAAACAUCUAUAUCGCCCGUGGAAGAUCCCGCAGAAUUUCAAUCCGCCAUGGGAUUCGCUGGUCUGAACGUAUCGAAUAUCAGUCUAUCCCAAGCUCCUAAAGAAACGGUGUCCGCAGUAGUUGCGCAUGUCCGAGAGAAUGAUGGUGAAGAGGAGCUAUCUCUACAACCUCUAAUUAAAACGGGAUCCCAGCCUCGAUUUACAUCGCGCGACCUUCCUCCAUUACCUUCUCUUUCCGCUCGAUCUGAACUUCGACGCAGGGUCUCUACAUAUGAUCACAAACAUGAGCCAUCUCAGACUGGCGGAAUCGAUAGAUCUAUGGGGGCCCUUGAGAUGUCUACCUCAGUCCACGAUACUUCUUACAUCCGAGGUAAAUUCUCAACUGCCUAUCAUUAUCCCGAUGAAGUCCACCAUGAUGCCUCAGAAUGGCUAUCUGGUAUGGGACCGAAAGCUUCUCCAAGCUCUCAUCCUCCUGCUAGUCCAGAAUAUAAUCCCUGGGAUAGAUAUCGUUCAAAGAUUCAGCAUAGUCAGUCUGAUACACCAGCGUCGUUCGACUCAAACCUAGUUUAUGUACAAGACGACUUUGCUGCAACCGAAGCUCCUUCCGACAGAAAUUCCUCAUCAUCAAUCGUCAAAGAUUUGUCUCGAAAGACUGACUUGCAGGUUCUCCCAAAGCCGCAAAGGAGGCUUGGAAUAGCACAGCGGCAGCGGCAGCAGCAAACUGACUAUCAACAACCAAAAAGAUUAAAUUUCCAUCCUAAUUCCAAAAACACGAUUCCUCAAUUGAAGGAAGAUGAAGAUUUAUUUCGCCUCAAGCAACUCGCGAAUUUCGAACAUCAAUUUCACCACAGGCAACUCAUGCUUCUCAAACAAAAUGAUGAAAAGAGGUUGAUGAUGGCUCGACGAGAACAGCAAAGCUACAAUCUGCCGCCAGCGCCUACGAUCGCUCAAGCUAGUAAUCAUGCAUCGAAAGAUUAUCAGUUAUUAAGUCUUAUCCCAGAGCAGAAUAAAAAAAGACGUCUGCUAGCGCAGCAGGAAAGCAUACGAAACUUGUCCUCUCUUACAUGGCCCAUUAUGGCUACUCCUACCAUAAAACUACAACCAGCACCACAGCAAAUGGCCCAGCCAACUUCUCAACAGGCUCAACGAGCUGAAAUGCAAUAUCAAACAUCACAACAGAGCCAAUCAAUCGUCGAUCCGUCAUCAAAUAUGUCGUAUGCCCGAGAAGAUUUAAGUGGUGAACCGUACAAGAAUGUGGGCAGCCUUUGGCUUAGAGCACUGCAGAAUUUUCAGACAUUUGAGUCAAACUCAGGAGGCAAUUUGCGAGAAUGUUUAAAUCAGGAACAUGUAGUCUUUACUACAGAUAUGGACUCAAAUACCCUUGUUAACAAUUCAAAUUGGUCUGCAAGUCCUCAUAAGGAAAAGAUCGCUGGAAAGUGUGGAAGAUUUCCGGAUGCUACUAGCUCCAUCCAGCGAAUUCUUGAGAUUCUCGACGUGAUGGAAGAAACAAUCGGUCUUGAAAUUGGCAUCAUUGCAUGGGUAUGCCUUCUAGCUGCUGUCGAGAAUUUACUCUCCCUCGAUGUCAACUUAGCAGUAAAAUCACGAAUCGAAGUUUUCGCCCAGCUUGCUGAACUUGCUAGCAUGAUUGCUCGGUAUGCCGUCAUGGAGAAUAUAUAUUCUCAGUGGAAAGGGAUGAGUCUCGAUAUAACUUAUGAAAAAGCUCUCAUCAGUUUCUCAACCCAAGUUUUGAGCUACUUUGAAAGGCUUCUCUCACCCCCGGCAGAGCAUCGGCCAGACUUUUCCUCAAGUAUGCGGGUUCAAUUUCAAAUGAUCAUCGACGCGGAUAAAGCGUGCCGAGGUUUUACGUUCAUCAUUGGUGCUGAAGAUACCUUCGUGGACCACAAACGCUCACUCGAAGAUGUUUCUGAUGAUACAGACGAUACCGACGAUUUGGAUGAUACUAUUCCAAGAGAUGAUGAAAAGGUUGGAAUGCAAGAUAUGCCGUCGCGGUAUACCAUUCAAAUUGAAGAGUCGAAAGAUUCUCUCUGA